AUUCUACUCUAUGAACCCAUCCAUUCGUCUUGUGAGUCUCACAAAUGACAAAACUGGAAAAACGUCUUUUGGCUUUUUGUAAAUCAAACUGUGGUGGACAGUUUCGGUACGUGGGUGGGACAAAGUGCUCUGCGCCCCACCUGUACGUGCGGUGCUUCUUCUUUGUUGUUGUGGGACCAGUGUCAAGUAAGGAGUAACAGUUUAUUAGCUAGGCAGCUAACUAAAACGGCUUUCGGCUUCUUCGAAUUUAAAGUUGUUGGGGUUUUUUUUGUUGUUGUUUGUUUUGUUUUUUGCUUUGGCAACUGAAUUUGUAUCGUUAGCAAGUCCUGCUAGGUAGAGGCGUGCGGAGAGAGAAGGUUCGGCCCCUCGCAGCUACAGACAGAUGUAUUCAGGUAAGAUGAACCAUGAGAACAUUUUGGCUCAACUGAAGAAGGACGUUCGCUCCUUGCUCAUUUCAUCCAAGAAUGGUUUAGCUCCGGAAGAGCUCCUGCGAGACUACGCCACCAUGUUGGGCCAUCCGAUGCCCCUGAAAGUCCUGGGCUUCAGGAACAUUUUGGAUAUGAGUCAGGAGAUGCCUGAUGUGGUGUCCAUUAACUUCAGGCCAGAUGGGAGCAUAUUCUUAAAAGCUGUUGGUCACGAGACCACUCGCAGCAUGGAGGAGCUGGUGACCAAGCAGCGCUCUAAGCCAAACAAAAAGGGCAGCAGGGGAGGUGCCCGCUACUUACCAACUCAUUCUCUGUCCCACUAUGUGGUCCUCCCAAGAAGAGGUCCCGCUCCUCCAGCCAUCCCUGCACAGCUGAGGACGGAGCUUCGAAUACUGCUCUCACAAGGUCCCAUUAGGUUAUCCGACUUGGAGGCUUGUUUCUGGCGCUGCUUUGGACGACCGCUUUGCAUUCACAGCUAUGGCUUCUACUCCACUGGAGAGAUGUUGGGGGCAGCGGCAGAUCUGGUUGUCAUUAGCCAGAGCAGGUUUGGCUCACUUGUGUUCCUGAGGGAGCAUAUGAUCCCUAGGCCACUGCUCAAAUUACCCGCCUCAACAAAGAGGGCUGGACCGAUAAAACCAGCAUUGCCGAGGACAUGCAGGCCAGAUUCUGAAAGGCCAGAUGUCAAACUUCAGACGCCAAAAACACCUCCAGCUGAAGCUCCAGAGAAACCAACAUCUCUGAACCAGACAUCUACCCAGAAUUCCUUGGAUUCUGCCCGUAGUGAGCCGGGAACCGUCGAUAGCAAGCCGGGGGCGGACGAGAAGAACCAGGAAACCAAAGCUCAGCUUUCCCCAGAGAUUCAGCUCUUUGAUAACCAUGUCCUCCAGCUGGAGGAGGGGCUUCGUCAGCAGAUCCUGGAGAACGGAGUUGCUGGCACCAUCAAUCAGGAGCUGAAGGACAAACUACGAGCGGUCAUAGGUCAGACGGACGGCGGAUUAUCAGUGCACAAACUGCCAGCUGAGUACAAGAGGUGUUUUGGCGAGGACUUGCCUCUGCAGCAGAGCGGCUUUGUUAGCGUCACUGAACUCGUCGGUGCCAUGAGUGACACUUUCCACCUGAGACCAGCAGAGGGAGCCAGUGGACAAGACUGGAUAAUCAGGACCAUACAUGAUACUGAGGAUACGCGUCCAGACUCAAAAGAGAGCGAGAGUUUUAAUGAUGAUCAGACGUUUCCAAUUGUCCCACCAUCAGAUGAUGAGAACAACGAGCUGGUUACCAGUAACACACCCAUGGAAAUGAUUUCUGCGAUUCCGGUGCAUCUCAGCCCUGCUGUGCCCCUCGACGCCCUGCAAAGUAAGCCUCUCAAACCACCGACGCGCCACUGUGCUCGAGAGCUGGUGGAAGUCUUGGUGGAGCGGGUGGAGUCACCCGGAUAUUUCUACAUUCGCUUCAGCGAGAGUGAGGAGGCCCGAGCUAUGGAGAACAUGAUCUUUGAGAUGAGACGAUGCUACACCUGCCCUCAGAUGUCGGAGUGCUAUCGCCUUCCCCAGAGAUUUGUUCGACGGGGUCAGGUCUGCUGCGUGUCACCUGACGGAGUGUGGUUCUACCGGGUGGUGAUCCAUAAGGUCAUCUCCCCCACUCAAGUGGAGGUGUACUAUGUGGACUUUGGUGAUGUGACAAUGGUACCAACCGCCAACCUCAAGUUCCUCAAGUCGACUUAUUCGGUUCUUCCAGCACAAGCUGUCCCAUCUUCACUCGCUGGAAUUAAACCCACCUCUGGCAGCUGGACUCCUGAGGCAACAGCCGACUUCCAGAAACUGUGCAGUGAUCGCACCCUGGUGGGCGCUCUGGAUUGUUACAGUGGAGACGUGCUGCAGCUCUACCUGUGUGACACACAUACUGAUGAUGACAUCUACAUCCACACUGUCCUGCUGAGCCAAGGCCAUGGGACGCCCUGCAGCCCUGCAGCCUCUGCAGCAGAUAGCUGUCAGGUCACACCAGUGAGUCUCUACCUGGGAGAGGGGGUGGCUGACCUGCCAGAGGUGAGGGAGGAAAUGAUUUCAUCCCCAGAGCCAGGAGACACUUCUGAAGAGUCCAUAAUGGACAAGCUGAAGGUAGCACACUGGUCUCAUAGAAACACAGUGCAGGGCUAUAGUGCUCUUGCCCUGUGGGACGUUGUUAGAUUUGGCAAAAGAUCAUUUUAUGUUUGUGGGUAAUAUUAUUGGGUUUUUAAAAAAUGUUUUUAUUAGUUUAAAACUGUUAGAAAGAUUAUGGUUGUAUAUCCGCAUGUAUACAGCUGCAUUUAGCUGACGUUGGGCCUCAGCUGGGAUAGCCUCCAACACCACCUCAUCUGCAUACGUGGUUAAUGCCUUCAUGUAGUGUGUUUUCUCUUUUCAUAAAUACAGACCUUCAUUGUAAACUGAUAAAGAGAACGC
Neolamprologus brichardi is the source of this 2860-nucleotide messenger RNA. Lineage: Eukaryota; Metazoa; Chordata; Actinopteri; Cichliformes; Cichlidae. The record is from RefSeq and is a predicted model, not a curated record.